AAAAUACUAAAAAAUCUAAUAACUCAAAAACCUCAGAAAAUAUCUCUACUCCUCUAGCUAACUCAAACCAAUCCUUCUCAAAGUUAUCUGAGGAGAACUCUGUUCAGAAUGAUCAGAAAAAAAACAUUGAAACUCAAGAGCAAAUGAUCAUUAAGUUCUCUUCUCUUACUUCACCAAAAGUAGUGAAUGAAAAUACAAACAAUAAGCAAAACUCAAACCUUAUAGAAGUUAAUGCAGAUAGCAACUCAAAAGAAGAACUUUUCACUAUUACUAUCUUAAAGAAAUCUAAAAAUAAGACAAAAAAGAAAGAUGAAAGUCAUUCUAAAUCAACUAGAUCACUAAGAAAAAAAAACAUCUCUUCUGAUAAUGAAAUAAAGAGCAAAUGCUAUCAGAAGUACUAA
Messenger RNA from Scutellospora calospora, 401 nucleotides. Lineage: Eukaryota; Fungi; Glomeromycota; Glomeromycetes; Diversisporales; Gigasporaceae. The record is from the annotation of a GenBank genome assembly.